AUGAAGUCCUUUGUAGUUCUCGCCAUUUGUCUUGUUGCCGUACAGGCCCUCUCCGACGAACAAAAGGAGAAACUGAAGAAGCACAGAACCGAGUGCCUGACUGAGACAAAAGCUAACAAUGACCAGGUUGACAAAUUGAAGACGGGUGAUUUUACAACCGAGAAUGAGGAGCUGAAGAAGUAUGUUCUAUGCCUGAUGACCAAGUCAGAAUUGAUGUCCAAGGAUGGAAAGUUCAAGAAGGACGUCGCCCUCGCAAAAGUGCCUAACGCCGCUGACAAGCCCACAGUCGAGAAGCUGAUUGACACUUGCCUCGCCAACAAGGGAAACACUCCGCAGCAGACAGCGUGGAACUACGUCAAGUGCUACCACGAGAAGGAUCCCAAACACUCCAUCCUGAUC
This is a messenger RNA of Iphiclides podalirius (scarce swallowtail), 399 nucleotides long. The record is from the annotation of a GenBank genome assembly. NCBI's taxonomy places the organism in Eukaryota, Metazoa, Arthropoda, Insecta, Lepidoptera, Papilionidae.